AUGGGGUGGUGGAUCCUCCCCGUUCUGGCCCUCGCUGCUUUCCGGCCCACCCAUGCGAAGGAAACCACCUGCGACGGUGUCUGCGGAAGACGUCCCCUGGCGGGCAGCAGUAACCUCCGGGUUGUGGGCGGCAGCAACGUUCUGCCCGGAACGUGGCCCUGGAUGGUCAGCUUCCAAAUCACUACUUAUAAGGGAUACUUCAGUACCUGUGGAGGCUUCCUGAUCAGCCCUCGAUUUGUCCUCAGCGCAGCCCACUGUUUUGAGAACCCAAAGGAAAUACCAGGAAUUACCAUGUCGAUUGGCGCAGUCCGCAUCUCUGACCCCGGCCCUGAUGCUCAGAGGCGCAGUAUCAAGAGGCUGUUGAACCACGAGUUCUAUGAGCACGUCUUCAACGAAACCUACAGGAAAGUGCACAACGACAUUUCUUUGGUGGAGCUGAAUGAGCCAGUCAACUGCACGGACUAUAUCCAGCCAGCCUGCUUGCCGGACGAAAGCGUGGUGGUUUCCUUGCUCAGUCACUGCUACGUCAGUGGUUUUGGAAUCAUGGACGCGAAAACGAAAGAAUUGCCCGACAUCAUGCAGGAGGGUCCUGUUGAUCUCAUCCCCAAGGCGACUUGCAGCAGCCCGGAGUGGUGGUACGACUAUAUCCUCGAGGAGAACAUCUGUGCUGCACAGACGGAAAGAUCAAUUGCUACUUGCCAGGGCGACAGCGGUGGCCCCCUCAUGUGCCGGGAGCAGAGGUCUGAACGCUACUGGGUGGUUGGAAUUUACAGCUGGGGACCGCCAUUCUGCGGAGAGGCAAAGAAGCCAGGGGUCUUCGCCUCCACGCAGUUCUAUCUCGACUGGAUCAGGAAGAAUACCAAAGAGGACUUUUCCCUAGCCAAACACCCACCGCUAAUGACCUUGGCCACCCCCCAAGACUACUCCCCAGAGCCGUCCAACAGCCUGGCCCACCACCAGACCAUGGCCACCCCCCAAGACCACCCCCCAGAGCCAUCCAACAGCCUGGCCCACCACCAGACCUUGGCCACCCCCCAAGACUACUCCCCAGAGCCGUCCAACAGCCUGGCCCACCACCAGACCAUGGCCACCCCCCAAGACCACCCCCCAGAGCCAUCCAACAGCCUGGCCCACCACCAGACCUUGGCCACCCCCCAAGACCACCCCCCAGAGCCAUCCAACAGCCCAGCCCACCACCAGUCCUUGGCAACCCCCCAAGACCACUUCCCAGAGCCAUCCAACAGCCUGGCCCACCACCAGACCUUGGAAACCCCCCAAGACCACCCCCCAGAGCCCUCCAGCAGCCUGGUACACAACCAGACCUUGGGGACCUCCCAUGACCACCCACCAGACUGUUCCCAUGUCCUGGUCCACCCCCACACCCAACUCCCAUUCCACACGGUGGCCCAGAGGAAAACAUGUCAGGAGCUUUGUAUGGUUCAUGCCUCCCGGAACGAGGCCCACGGGACUGGGCGCCUCGACUCCCCCCCAGCCCCCUAUCUGGGGCCUAACUGCUCCUCCAUGGUCCAUGCGGCCAGGAAGGUGGCACCCGAGGACAAGGGCCCCAGCUUGGCAUGGGCAGAUUUACAGGCCAUGGGUCACGAUUAG
Molecule: messenger RNA, 1608 nt
Organism: Lacerta agilis (Sand lizard)
Lineage: Eukaryota; Metazoa; Chordata; Lepidosauria; Squamata; Lacertidae
Product: acrosin-like
Exons: 6
Coding region: 1-1608 (535 amino acids)
Biological process (GO): acrosome reaction; proteolysis
Molecular function (GO): serine-type endopeptidase activity
Source: RefSeq, a predicted model, not a curated record